This is a messenger RNA of Necator americanus (New World hookworm), 354 nucleotides long. RefSeq lists its product as uncharacterized. Bases 1 to 354 code for a protein of 117 amino acids. Lineage: Eukaryota; Metazoa; Nematoda; Chromadorea; Rhabditida; Ancylostomatidae. The record is from RefSeq and is a predicted model, not a curated record. The transcript has 6 exons.
AUGGAUAGUUCUUCAUAUGAAGACAAUUUUGACGAAGAAACGCGUAGGAGCCUCCGACAGGAAAGCAGAAAUAUCUGCAAAACGAUGUGCUUUGGCUCGUUUAUUUUUCUAUUAACUCUUGCCGGAGCGACAAUCAUCAUUGUUGUUGUUGCGAGUACCAGCAGUAGACCUCAUAUAUCACCGGACGCAAUUGCUUAUGAACCAGAUCAAAUGAAUUUUGACAACAUUUUUUACCAGGAUGCACAAGCCAGAAUGGCAGAAAAAGCUAUUGCUCGAGGUGAGCCUAUUGGAAAAGAUUUUAAAGGAGGACGGAACAGUUAUAAGAAAUUAGUUAAAGAUCAUUCACAUUUGUAA